Molecule: messenger RNA, 2725 nt
Organism: Harpegnathos saltator (Jerdon's jumping ant)
Lineage: Eukaryota; Metazoa; Arthropoda; Insecta; Hymenoptera; Formicidae
Product: Kv channel-interacting protein 4
Exons: 8
Coding region: 317-1573 (418 amino acids)
Molecular function (GO): calcium ion binding
Source: RefSeq, a predicted model, not a curated record
CUCUCUCUCUACCUCUCCCUCUCUCUCUCUGUCUCUGUCUCUUUCACUUUUUCCCGCGGCCUGCGCCUCGGGAGGUGUCCCUUUUUUUUGUCCCAUCUGUCCCGCGGUUUCCACGACUAGCCGCGUGUCGGUACGGUGCCGCGUCGUCAUCGUCGCCGACGCCGAUCGCCGAACGUCGGUCCACGUCGGCGGUAUUCUCGUCUUUCUUCAAUGAUUACUAACACAACCGAACUCACGACACACUAACCAACUGCGUCUCCCGAGAACAAGCAUUAUGAUCUCGUCCAGGACAUCAUGCCAGCGCCCUAAGUCCUGAAUGAGAAAACGGUCUGUCGCGCCUUGCGCGAUAAAGAACAGAAUCCCACGAGGAAGCCUGCGGCGACUUCGACGGCGUAAACGAGCGAGGCCCUCGGCGCGAGGAAAGGGCUCCGCGGGAAGAGGGCCGCGCGAACGUAUCUCUGGGUCCGUCGUGGUGUUGUCCGCCGGGGGUGGCGGUAGCGGAGGGGGUGGAGGAGUUUGCAAGCGCCGUGAUUUGGAACGUCGGACGGGUGGCGGUCGCAGUGUUCCCUGUGUUCCCACCAUCAGCUCUUCUGUCGCAGGAACCGCGGGGGGUUGUGGCCCCGUGGUGGGACUCUCCUCCUAUAAAAAGCGCCAAGGCAGUGGCACCGUCUGGGGUCGCGGCAGCCGUGGACGCGGCAAGGGUCGCGGGGGCGGCGCGAACCUCUUGGGUUCCGGCGUCGCCCCCGCGAAUUACGCACCAGGACUGCAGGGCGUUGCGCCUGGGCUGCGGGAAGUCGUGAACAUCCUCGGCAAGAGGAAUCAAGCUGGCACCCUGACGGGCGUAGGCCCGCCGCCGGGAACGCUGGAUAACGAGAGUGCGGGCGACGAGGAGGAGGGGACUUCCACUAAGAGACCGCCGAGGCCUCUCUACAGGAGAUUAAUCAACUACGUGAGACAAGCUUGGACCGGCGUCAAGUUCGCUUUAGACUCUGAGUACGAGGAGGAGCAAACACCGAGAUACAGGCCGGACUCUUUGGCGAGCCUUUGUCGAGCCACCAGAUUCACGGAGGCCGAGCUGAAGAGAAUAUAUCGCGGCUUCAAGGCUGAAUGUCCUACGGGAGUCGUCAGGGAGGAAACUUUCAAGUGCAUCUAUUCGCAGUUCUUCCCUCAAGGAGCCAAUACAAGCCAGUACGCGCAUUACGUUUUUAAUACUUUGGACCAGGAUCACAGCGGGCUUCUCAGCUUCGAGGACUUUGUCACGGGUCUGAGUAUACUGUCUCGCGGCUCGAUAGACGAGAAACUCCGCUGGACGUUUUCUCUUUACGACAUCAACGGGGACGGCUGUAUCACGCGCGAGGAAAUGACCGACAUCGUGACUGCCGUGUACGAGCUGAUGGGGAAAUUCGCUGAUCCGAACCUGGAUCACCAGGGCGUGCGCGAGAAGGUGGAUCGUAUGUUUCAGAAAAUGGACGGCAACAGGGACGGCGUGGUGACGCUGUCCGAGUUUCUGGAGGCUUGUCGUGCAGAUCCGGACAUCUCGACCAGCAUGGCAGCCCUGGACACUGCCUUCUGACACUCAUCGCGCCCGCUGUACACACCGUGGACCUGAAGGGAUCACUCGAUUAGAAAAAAGAAACAAAUACAAAAUCGCUCAAUGUUGUACCUUAACUCCCUGGACCAGAGGAGGGAAACUCCUCAAGGUGCGUCCCGUUGUCCUGAAACGGUCGAUACGCGAUUUCUCAGAGUCGAUUGCUUCGAGAGACGACACCGCGUCGCUUUGCGCGUAUUAGCUCAACAAAACGUACUCAGUGGAAUUUCUAGACUCGCGAGGAAAAGGAGGAAGCUUUUUAGGAAGAGGAGCGGGAGGAGAAGGAGAGAGAACAAACGGGAUAAUAUUGAGCUUGAGAUUUUUGCGACUACCGUAGGUAUAGUAAAGGGGGAAACGGAAACGACUGUUUUGCGACAGCGAUGAAGAUUUAUUUCAACGGAUAUUGAAUCAGUUCGUAUUAAUUCACAGGCGGGGCGAUUGAUCGUUUGCACGAUCUCGCAGGUAUCAGUAUUCACGUAGGAGGAGGCAAACAGAGAAGCGGAUCGUGAGAAAGAAAUAACAAACAUAUUGCAACGAUGAUAAAGUAAUUUUGGUAUUUCGUUUAUGUCUGAGGAGCCGGCACUUAUCGACAGUUGAUCGGAUCGAUGUGAAUACAAUCGCCAGCUUUUCCGAUCGCUUUACGAUUGCCGAGAAUUCUCCCGCUGCGUUUCAAUAUUUCUUAACGUGUCUUUGAACGUACACUCCAGAAAAAACGCAGUAAAGAAAUAAUUGACGGCAAUAUUACAUCAUUGAUAUCAUUCCCCGUUCAAUAAUUUUGUGGUCGGCAAGCAUUUUGUCUCGGAUCUUUUUUUUUACAUAUAAUAUCCCAAAUCGUUGUCAUGGAUUGCAUUUUCAAACGUUUCAUAUCUAACAUUCUUUCAAGAAAUUUCAGGCGCUCUCCAGCUUUCCGAAGUAAGACUUCAUAUGCAAAUUUCUGUCUGUAUUAACAGACCAUGUAUUCUUGCUAAUGAGUAUUCGUCUAGGUUGGAUCUUUUUAGUGGAAAACCUUUGUUCUUCAAGCGCUCACUCUCAUUUCAACUUUUUCUUUUUGAGUUUGUCCCUGUACUCUUUAUCUAUCUGUUUAUUUAAUUUAUUUACCUCAUUUGUAAUUCCAAGUUUUCCUAACUUUAUUUAUUU